UUCCUAACUAUGUGAGACUUUUGUUUCCGGGACACAAAUGUUGUGGGGGUUAAAUUGAAUCAUGGAACAGAAAGAGGGAAACAGCCAAGAUGACGCAGACAUUUCUUCUGUCAUGGGGUUUUCUGGCUUUGGAAAGAAAGCCCGGACCUUUGAUUUCCAAGCUAUUUUUGAACAAACCCGAAGAACAGCCAUUGAAAGAAGCCAGCAAGUUUUAGAGGAGCGACUAAUUGAGGACCAUCAGAAGGAGCAGGCUGGAGGCUCCGUGGCAACCAAGUCAUCUGAUGCACCCAGGAAGGCCUUCUUACCAAGGAAAAAGGAGAGCAGUAGCAGUAGCAGUGACAGCAGUGGUUCUGACUCCGACUCAGAUGGGGGGGACAUCGGUCCCCCACUGCCCCCAGGGUUCUCUGUUCAGGGGGCAAAGGACGAGGAUGCAGGGCUUAUGGGCCCUCCCCCUCCUCCAGGCUACCGCACCAGCAGUGCUGCUGCUGCUGCUGCUGCUGCUGGUAAUGAUGAUGAUGACGACGACAGUGACGAGGGCAAUCAAGAGGAAGAUGAUGACAACCCAGUGAAGAAGAUUCCAGACACGCAUGAGAUCACCCUUCAGCACGGCUCGAAGACGGUGUCGGCAAUGGCCCUGGACCCCUCGGGAGCACGGCUGGUUACCGGGGGUUACGACUACGAUGUGAAGUUCUGGGACUUUGCCGGGAUGGACACGUCACUGCAGGCCUUCCGAUCCCUGCAGCCCUGUGAAUGUCAUCAGAUCAGGUCCCUGCAGUACAGCAACACGGGUGACGUGAUCCUGGUGGUGGCCGGAAACGCCCAGGCCAAGGUCCUGGACCGGGACGGCUUCAACGUGAUGGAGUGUGUGAAGGGGGACCAGUACAUCGUGGACAUGGCCAACACCAAGGGUCACACAGCCAUGCUGAAUAGUGGCUGCUGGCACCCCAAGAUCAAAGAGGAGUUCCUCACCUGCUCCAACGAUGGUACUGUGCGCACAUGGGACGUGAACUCUGAGAAGAAACACAAGUCUGUGUUCAAGCCCCGCUCCUACCAGGGCAAGCGAGUCAUCCCAACCUGCUGCACCUACAGUAGGGAUGGCAAGCUCAUCGCCGCAGGCUGCCAAGAUGGCACAAUCCAGAUCUGGGACCGCAACUUAAGCGUCCACACCAAGUUCCACUGUCGGCAGGCCCAUACUCCAGGCUCAGACCCCUCCUGUCUCGCCUUUUCCUAUGAUGGGACUACCCUGGCGUCUCGAGGAGGUGAUGACACGCUGAAGACGUGGGACAUCCGAAACUUCAAGAAGCCUCUGAACGUGGCCACUGGACUGACCAGCGUCUUCCCAAUGACCGACUGCUGCUUCAGCCCUGACGACAAGCUCCUGGUGACGGGCACGUCAGUGCGGAAAGGCGAAGGCCAUGGCAAGCUGGUAUUCUUUGACCGGGGAACCUUCCAGAAGGUCUAUAACAUUGAUGUAACUAACGCGAGUGUGGUUCGAUGCCUGUGGCACCCCAAGUUGAAUCAGAUAAUGGUUGGCACUGGCGACGGCCUGGCCCGAGUCUACUACGACCCCAUCAAGAGCCAAAGGGGUGCAAAGCUGUGCGUGGUGAAGAGCAAUCGGAAGGAGAGGCAGGCUGAGACUCUGACGCAGGACUACAUCAUCACCCCUCAUGCGCUGCCCAUGUUCCGUGAGGCCCGCCAGCGCAGCACACGGAAGCAGCUGGAGAAGGACCGUUUGGACCCGAUGAAGUCGCACAAGCCCGAGCCGCCCGUCUCCGGCCCAGGACGAGGUGGACGUGUGGCGGCCCAUGGUGGGACGCUCUCCUCGUUCAUCGUGAAGAACAUCGCUCUGGAUAAGACCGAUGACAGCAACCCGCGCGAGGCCAUCCUGCGCCACGCCAAGGAGGCUUCGGAGAACCCCUACUGGGUCGCCCCAGCGUACACAGAGACGCAGCCUGAACCGCUGUUUGCCGAGGAGUCGUCAGAGGACGAAGAAGCCGACAAAGAGCCGGAGUGGAAAAAACGCAAAAUCUGAACACACCACUCCAUUCCCCUCUCCCUCUCCCUCUCUCUCUUUCUCUCUCUCUCUCUCUCUCUCUUUCUCUCUUUCCCUCCGUCUCUCCCUCCUCUAACCCCCUUCUUCCAUUUCUCUCUCUCUCUCUCUCUCUCUCUCUCUCUCUCUCUCUCUCUCUCACUCAGUGGGUUAAGAGUGUGGGCUGUGUUGUUGUACACAUAGUGUGUGUUUUUGGAAAAAGGCCUGUGUGUUAAUCUUUGCCAGCAACAUACGUGUGAGGGUUCUUGCUGCAAGCUAGGGCUAGCCAGCCACACUCCUCUUCAGAGUCUUUGAGAUACGGUUGCGUUAAGAUCUUUUUUUGAUCAGUGUUUGAAAAGAUGUACAAUUGUGUAGAUGAUGAUCAAUGAAUAAUUCAAGCAUUCUUUUUUAAUAAACAACCUUUUUUUCAAA
Molecule: messenger RNA, 2461 nt
Organism: Clupea harengus (Atlantic herring)
Lineage: Eukaryota; Metazoa; Chordata; Actinopteri; Clupeiformes; Clupeidae
Gene: wdr70
Product: WD repeat domain 70
Cellular component (GO): nucleus; site of double-strand break
Molecular function (GO): protein binding
Source: RefSeq, a predicted model, not a curated record